CAUCAUCAUAUUCGUUUGCGACGCGGGGUUGAAGACGUUGUCUUGCUGUUUGUUUUUCCUACUUUCCAAGGUACAAGAAUCACAUGGACGGUCUUGGUUGGAGCAACCAGCAGCAUGAACUUGAAGAAAGCUUCAUUGUUUCCAACUCAAAUUGCAAAGGAAAGAUGGAAAUUAUGUCAACAGAGACUUCUGAUCCAAUUCAACGACAGGCACGAGAAAUCGACUUUUUUCCAGGUGUUUUUUCACAAUGGAAUGCAAGAUCAGAAGGAACGUCAGCUUGUUCUUUGUUUAAUGGCCUGAUUCUUGAUUCUGGGACGACAUGCGGACAAGGAAAUUAUCAACACAUGGUGAGAGCUGGAACGACAGACUUGGAUUCUUUCAAUUCUGUUGAGUACCAGACGGGCACUGCAUCAGUUGAAGAUGAUGGGAUUUCCAUGAUUUUCUCAGGCUGUAAGAAAUUGUGGGAUUUCACUGAGGGCACUGUCAAAUCCGUUCCAUUGAUCAUGUCAGUAUCUAAGGCCGUGGACAUGGAGGGGAAUUCACCAACAUCAGGCAAACAAGCAAUCAUCGAUUCAGGUUCUGAUGAUUACGAGCCUCAUGCCACCAAGAGAAGGAGAGCAGAAAGCCAAAAGAUGCAAAUAAAGCCACAAAAUCUUGAUUUUCUCCACUCAAAUGAUUCAGCUACAGCUGAAGGCAGUAGAUUUAAGAAACCAAGACUGGAUAAGGGAACAAUUACAUCAUCCAACAUCAACUUUGAGCAAACUUGCUCAUUAGCAUCCUCAGCCGACGAGCCUGGCCAUGGGGCUGUGUCACAAAUGAAGGAGCUGAUUUACCGAGCGGCUGUUUUUAGGCCGGUGAACUUUGUCACAGAAAUCAUGGAAAAGCCGAAACGGAAGAAUGUGAAAUUUUCGAACGACCCGCAAACCGUGGCCGCGAGACGGCGGAGGGAGAGAAUAAGUGAGAGAAUCAGGGUUUUGCAGAGGUUGGUUCCUGGUGGGACAAAGAUGGACACUGCAUCAAUGCUUGAUGAGGCUGCAAACUACCUCAAGUUUCUGAAGUCACAAACCAAAGCACUAGAAUCCUUAGAGCAGAAAACUAAUGGCACAGUGAAUGACUUCCUUCCCAAUGCAAAUCUUGUUUUAUCACCAUUCAUUAACAAUUACAUCCUCACCCUUAAUCCACCCCACCUAUCCAAAAGUUGAAACUAUUUUGAGCAUGGAUUUUCAAGAGCACCAACCGCAAAAGCAUGCUGCUUGGCUGACACAUAUCGAGAUGAGUGUUCUAUAUCAACAAAAUAUUCAUUUCAAUGUCGUCUCUUGUAGUCGAGGAAAGAACACCAAACUGUCUUAGUAUAGAUACAAGCUCUCCUUUGAAUGAAAGAUUCUGACGAAUAAGAAAAACUAUGUUCUAGCCAUUUUUGUACAUUCAUUUUACUCUACAGACAGAAUAAACUGAUAGACGUAUGCCGGACAUUUAUUUUGAGAGUAUGUUUUCAUAUGCUAACAUUCUUGAAUCUUGAAACAAUGUAAGUUGAAUAUAUUCCAAUUCUUUAGAUAUGGGGUUUGGUAUGUUUUUUGGGAUGAAUAGUUCUAACUGCUGUGUC
This is a messenger RNA of Sesamum indicum (sesame), 1603 nucleotides long. RefSeq names its product transcription factor bHLH87-like. NCBI's taxonomy places the organism in Eukaryota, Viridiplantae, Streptophyta, Magnoliopsida, Lamiales, Pedaliaceae. The record is from RefSeq and is a predicted model, not a curated record. Gene Ontology annotation, biological process: regulation of DNA-templated transcription. Gene Ontology annotation, molecular function: DNA-binding transcription factor activity; protein dimerization activity.